This is a messenger RNA of Cladophialophora carrionii CBS 160.54, 858 nucleotides long. RefSeq lists its product as uncharacterized. The transcript is spliced from 4 exons. NCBI's taxonomy places the organism in Eukaryota, Fungi, Ascomycota, Eurotiomycetes, Chaetothyriales, Herpotrichiellaceae. The coding region runs from base 1 to 858 and encodes 285 amino acids. The record is from RefSeq and is a predicted model, not a curated record.
AUGCCCGAAGUCCAAAGGCGGACGGUGAGCUCCAACCCAGGCUUAGGGCUGCUCUUCAGACUGCCGCAAGAACUCCGCGACAUGAUCUAUGCGUUCUACUUUGAGCGAGCUGAAGUAGAAUGGGAGUACGAGAAGUCCUGGCAGCCACCGUCCUUUUCCAUGGCCUACCACAAGCGCUACCCUAGAGAUCUGCUUUCCGCGUCUAGAGAGGUCUACGCUCAAGCCCAGCGAUACGAAUAUCAUGACCUCUGUCUCGUUAUCUCGCACAAGGAGGCUCGGCACCCUCCAAAAUUAUAUCGGCUUGUGCGACACAUUCGAUUUAUCGAAGCUGCGAUCCCCAUUUUUUCAGGACACCUUCCCUUCUUCAGCAAUGCAAAAUUGCUUGCGAACCUCCGCACCGUCACCUUUGUUCCUUCCGGGUCCUUUGUGUCCGCGUCGAUGGUGGUGAUGUACAAAUGGCUCGAAGAACUCCUUCUACAGGGAUGCACGGAGCAAGUUCUAAGCGAAGUGCGACACCAACUACGACUGAAGCGCUGUGUCCCACCCGUUUUCACGACGCCCACGACCGCUGCCCCUGAGACGAGGCUGCAUUGGCUUGUCGUGCUCCCAUGCAGAGUCUGUAGGUGGGACGUGAUAAAGGCCAAAUCGGAGCAUGUUGAUAUCGAUCUUCACAUCUCCGCGAAACCGCUACGGAUCGAUUCCAAAGCCUCCGAGAGAGCCACCCCUCCGUUCCUCGGCAAUAUGGCCCUCGCCGCCGGAUCAUGGGCACACAAGGGCUGCGAAAGUGAGGCUAAUCGAUCGCUUACUGAACAAACGCCGCCAUCUCCAGCUUCACUACAGGAGGAUGCAGCUCGCUGA